Molecule: messenger RNA, 486 nt
Organism: Fusarium odoratissimum NRRL 54006
Lineage: Eukaryota; Fungi; Ascomycota; Sordariomycetes; Hypocreales; Nectriaceae
Exons: 2
Coding region: 1-486 (161 amino acids)
Source: RefSeq, a predicted model, not a curated record
AUGGGUCGUGGCGCGUAUGUGAGCAUUUGCAGGAUAUCUGAUCUCGAGCGGUUUCCCAGUCAGCGUACUCUGAUAAAGAAGAUUUUGUUACACGAGGACUUCAAAUCUAUGAACAACCCUGAGACUCAUGCUCAAGGUCUAGUCCCUCUCCUCCAAGAGAACUCUUCACUGCAGAUUGAGGUGUUGAUUGCGCGCGGCACACACCGCUACCACGAUAGGAAAGGUGUUCAAGACUUGCAAGCCAUUGAUCAACUGCUGAACCAUACUUCGAAGACUUUGCCUGCCGACUUCAACACUGGCGUUGCGUGGGAUUUCCAGGCUCUAGUUCAGCAAGCCCAACAUUUUGACGGGGGAAAUUGGCUCAUCGGAUGGACCGUUCAUGAAGGAGGCAUGUACGAAAGACUGGUCCUUGAUCAGACUUACAGGGACAGAGUGGCUGAGGUUUUCGAGAUUCAGACCGACAAUGGCCAUCUCGUAGCCAAUUAG